Molecule: messenger RNA, 2759 nt
Organism: Suillus plorans
Lineage: Eukaryota; Fungi; Basidiomycota; Agaricomycetes; Boletales; Suillaceae
Exons: 6
Coding region: 187-2610 (807 amino acids)
Source: RefSeq, a predicted model, not a curated record
UGCAAGUCCACAACCGCCACAUCUACAUCGGAUUAAUGAUCGAUGGUCCACCACAUUUGCGCCACAUUCGUCGACCGGAUAUAAGGCAAGCCGAAAUCAGACGUUUUCCUUGUCCUCUUACGUUUCUCUCCCUCACCAGCUCUGCUCACAACACUCAGUCAGCGCAAUCAUUGAACACCUAGCGUCAUGUCCCCUGCUGGCGAGACAAGCACAUCGGCUACUCCACCACGCGCUAAUGCAUUAAGUCAAGGUGGUAGUAAACUAGAGUCCACCCCAAACAGCCGUGGGGCUUCCGUCGUUAGCGAAAACAUCAGCUUGGUCGGUGUCCAGGUUAAGGAGGUCUGGCCGUGGAUUCAGCGGGACAUCGAGCAGGCCAAGCAGUGCAAGGCAGAUGCCAUGCUGCAAGCCCUCCUACAGCGCGCGUCUUGCACGCCGGAGACGAAACAGCCCGAGCUCCUGCAAAAGUGCCUGAAGGAAGUCCUUCCGGUUUGCAAUGGACAGGUCUCCGCUGGAGGCAUAUCGUCUUCGGGCAUCGAGACAGCCUUGAAAAAAUACGCAUGUCCAGGAGUAGAAAACGACUUCUACAGCCCUUUUAUUGAAGCCACGAAUAUCGCGCUCGCUUGUCUCGAAGAGAUCAAGGUCGACGGAAUGUGUGUUCCCGUUACCACCGUGGACAUGAUCUGUCAACAAAACGAUAUGCCCAUGUACCAAACCCACCAGAAGCUGAAAUCAACUCGGAAGCCAGACGCUUUGAUUCUUCCUUUAAACAGCGCAUGCGCCCCAUUCAAGGAUGAGAAGGGCGGAAAGAAGAGCAAACAGAAGAGCAAACAGAAAGACAACGAGAAGGGUAACGCGAAGUAUAACGAGAAGCACGACGAGAAGCACGACACAAAGCGCAAGGCUCAUAUGGUCAAGGAUGCAAAGGAAAAGCCGCCAACGCCAUUCCUCUGGGCAGAUGUCCUAGCUUGCAUCGAGUUCAAGAGAAAGACAAAAGGGAUUAAAGCACCACCCUCUGCGUAUACAGCGACAGACUAUGUCCCUACCAAACCAGAAUAUCUGCCGGUGGAUCAUCUUAAGGCUCAAUCCUCUGCGCCAGAUCCUUCGCAGACCCCAGAAACACAACCUGCGUCCGACACUGCACUUAGAUCUUCUGGCCUUACUGCUGCACAGACUUCCAAGGGCGGGUCCAGCUCCAAGCGCAAGGCCGCAGACACUUUGCAAUCCGCCGCGAAAAAACCCAAGGGCAACUCCGACGAGCCAGAUGUGACGGUUCAGACUGGUCUGUACGCUGCCGAAAUGUUUGCGGCCAAUCUUGCCGUUCAUCAUCUGAUCAAUUUUAUUAUCAUCGACGAUGUGAUCUGGACCUGGUAUUAUGAUCGCCAGGGCACCAUUCAAAGCUCUGGCAUCAACUUCAUUCAAGACCUCCCACGAUUCAUGGUUCUGCUGUAUGCGUUACAACGCUUCAAGGUUCACGAUUGGGGCCGAAACAAGGACUUUCUCCCAGUUGAAGUUGAGGGAAAACAAUGCCACGAAUUCGAAAUCAAGGACGAAGAUCUUGGAACAGUGGAUCUGCUGCUUCAUAGCAGCCACGAUGAAAGAGUGACGCACUACGGGUUACAAGGACGGGCCACCAAUGUGGUCCCUGUCACUAGCGAAGCGCUAACUAAGAAGUACGGCAAUUUACAGGAUGGGAUGGUAGCCAAAAUAUUCUGGGGAGAGGCAGAUCGCACUAGCGAGCCGGAGAUCUUGAAAAAGGUUGAGGAGAUCGCUAAGAGGCACGCAACUGUCCAAGACCAUGUUCCUGAGCUCCUUUGGCACCACACAUUCAUGCAUCCCACGUCCGCCAUCCGAGAAGCGCUUGAUGUUCCGGAACCCACCACGGGCAGUCGUGUUCUCUACAUUCUCGUAUUCCGCAAGCUCAAGCCAAUCAAGGAGCUCCACGCCCAUGAGCUUUUCGACGUGUGGUACCAAUGUAUUUUAUGUCACGUCACUCUGUGGAAGGAAGGGGUCUAUCAUCGUGAUGUUAGCCCUGGAAACUUGAUGUGGUACAAGAAAAACGGCAGACUGAUCGGUGUCUUAAACGACUACGAUCUAUCUUCAUUGGCUGAUGACCCGGGUCCACGGGGCAAUGAACGUACGGGCACGGUACCGUUCAUGGCGCUUGAUCUUCUCACCGCGAAGGCUCAACGAGGUGAAGUCAAACACUUAUAUCGCCAUGAUUUGGAGUCGUUUGUGUGGGUUUUUACCUGGAUUUCCAUGCGUUACGACAACGGAGAGCUUCUACCUGGAUCGCGCCCCGUUGAUGCAUGGGCAACUUUCGACGCUGUGACGUGUGGCGAGAAGAAGCAGGCAUUCCUGACUUAUCUCGAAGACUUCAGACCCUCUCACAUAAAGACGGUCGUUUGGUGUUUUAUUUUAGCUUGUUUCCAGGUGCUUGACAUCGAAGCCUCUAAGCGACGUCAACAACGGCGAGCAUUGGUUAUCAAGACAGAAGAAUCAUACCAGGCGACCAACGACGAGGAAUCAGUAUCAAAUAUAGAUGAUUUGCUAGGCAAAUUCACAGGCGACAUAGCCUGGGUCAAGCUCAGCAACGCUUGCCGUUCACAGUGAUUUUCUUUAGUUGUUACACUACAUACUGCUUUACGUAUUUCGCUACCUGCGUCAGUUACCCAUGGAAUAGAUAGACUCUGGGCAUCCUUUGUGUCGUUUUUAGUCUCGUCGUCCCAAAACGGUCAUAUAUCUUGAACCUUGGCCGCCUU